UUGGUGUCAGCUUCCCUCUCCUCCGAUGAACGCCUCCACUGCAUCGUGAGUUGUUCUUCACCGUUUUUGGACUAAAUUAUCUGUCAUGACUGGAUCUCAACUUGGAUUCUAUCACAUCAGAACAGAGCAUGCAGCCCAGCGUACGACAUACAUCAAAAAGCCACCAAAUGCUUUUAUGCUGUACCUUAAAGAGCUGAGGCCGGUUGUGGAAGCUGAAAUUGGAGACAGAAACAGCGCGCUUGUGAAUGCCGAGGUGGCAAGGAGGUGGAAGUUAUUACCAGCGGAAUUGAAGGAGAAAUAUUACCUGGAGGCCAAGAUUGAACAAAAGAUCCAUGAACAGCAACACCCCGAUUGGUCAUACAAGACUAACUACGGAAAAAAGGCAAAAAGAGUUUGCAGAGCUAAACAAGCUGCACCGGUUACCUCUUCUCAAGAACAAGAGGCUUUCCGCACUUACUACCAGCUGUGAAGGAGCCACAACAGCUGCUCCACAGUGGAAACCCAGCCAUGCAACAUACAAACCUCACACAGAAAAGUCCCCGAUCAAACUUCAACAGUGAGACUGCUAAUCGCCAAACCACUGGCAGGGAAAAUGGGUUCAUGUAAUCAUUAA
Messenger RNA from Salarias fasciatus (jewelled blenny), 613 nucleotides. RefSeq names its product lymphoid enhancer-binding factor 1-like. Gene Ontology annotation, molecular function: RNA polymerase II cis-regulatory region sequence-specific DNA binding; DNA-binding transcription factor activity, RNA polymerase II-specific. The coding region runs from base 86 to 469 and encodes 127 amino acids. Gene Ontology annotation, cellular component: beta-catenin-TCF complex; chromatin. Gene Ontology annotation, biological process: canonical Wnt signaling pathway; regulation of transcription by RNA polymerase II. The record is from RefSeq and is a predicted model, not a curated record. The transcript is spliced from 5 exons. NCBI's taxonomy places the organism in Eukaryota, Metazoa, Chordata, Actinopteri, Blenniiformes, Blenniidae.